AUGGCUUGGAACACCUUCCAAGCACAUGUGGAGGAACUUAUAGCUCCAAAACAAAAUGAUGAAGAUAACCUGAUUGAGGAGAAAUAUGAUUUCUUCACUAAUUAUGUGGAAUGUAUGGUGUCAAUAGGUUGGUAUAAUCCUAAAAGGAUGCACAGAAUGGGUUACAAGAUACACGGUUGGUCUGAAGCACAUGACAGAAGAGUGGAUCCAAAAGAUGCAGAAGAUAUACAGGAGGUGAGUGAAGCAGAAGAUAAUAAGAACUUGAAUAAGCUUGCUCCCGGUUCUGAUGAGGAGUCAACUGAAAGGACAAAUGCAAGCUCCCAUUCUUAA
Molecule: messenger RNA, 330 nt
Organism: Sphenostylis stenocarpa
Lineage: Eukaryota; Viridiplantae; Streptophyta; Magnoliopsida; Fabales; Fabaceae
Source: the annotation of a GenBank genome assembly